CACGAUAAACUGAAAGAGAGGAGUAGAAACAUAACACAAACUAAGACAUAGGAAAGCAUAAUGGCUAGCCAGAUCGUAGGAACAAAGAAAGCUUGUGUCGUGGGUGGGACUGGAUUCAUUGCAUCUUUGCUAGUCAAGUUGUUGCUUGAGAAGGGUUACGCCGUCAACACUACCGUCAGGGACCCUGCCAACCAGAAGAAGAUCCCUCACCUUGUAGCACUUCAGAAGUUGGGAGACUUGAAAAUCUUUCCUGCAGAUUUAACUGAUGAAGGGAGUUUUGACGCCCCUGUUGCUUGUUGUGACCUCGUCUUCCAUGUUGCAACACCCGUUAAUUUUGCUUCUCAAGAUCCAGAGAAUGACAUGAUAAAACCGGCAAUCCAAGGAGUGCUGAACGUUUUGAAAGCUUGUGCCAAAGCAAAAACAGUUAAACGUGUCGUCUUGACAUCGUCAGCCGCGGCUGUCUCAAUCAAUGCCUUAGCCAAGACAGAUCUGAUCAUGACGGAGAAAGACUGGACCGAUACCGACUUCUUAUCAUCUGCAAAGCCACCAACUUGGGGGUACCCUGCAUCUAAGACGCUGGCUGAAAAGGCAGCUUGGAAAUUUGCGGAAGAAAACAACAUCGAUCUCAUUACAGUUAUCCCUUCUCUCAUGACCGGUCCUUCCCUCACCCCAGAUGUGCCCAGCAGUAUCAACCUUUCUACGGCUUUGAUUUCGGGCAAUGAGUUCCUCAUAAAUGGCUUGAAAGGUAUGCAGAUGCUGUCGGGUUCGAUCUCUAUCACGCAUGUGGAAGACGUAUGUCGAGCCCAUGUCUUUCUGGCUGAAAAAGAAUCCGCGUCGGGUCGAUAUAUAUGCUGUUCUUUCAAUUCCAGUGUGCCCGAACUCGCUAAGUUCCUCAACAAGAGAUACCCCGAGUUCAAAGUCCCUACUGAUUUCGGAGAUUUACCGUCCAAAGCCAAGUUGAGCAUUUCCUCGGAGAAGCUUAUUAAUGAAGGGUUCAGCUUUAAGUUUGGGAUCGAGGAAAUCUACGACCAAACUGUGGAAUAUUUGAAGGAGAAGGGGGUGCUCAAGUGAAGGGUUGUGAGAGUUCCCUACUGAUUGUGGUGUUUGGUGGCUCGAGAUCUAUGUUGUGUUUUGGUGAUGAUAUUGGAAUAACUUCGUGUCCUACAAAUUAAGCAAAUAUCGUAUCAUCUGUUUUUAUUA
Molecule: messenger RNA, 1200 nt
Organism: Hibiscus syriacus
Lineage: Eukaryota; Viridiplantae; Streptophyta; Magnoliopsida; Malvales; Malvaceae
Product: anthocyanidin reductase ((2S)-flavan-3-ol-forming)-like
Exons: 6
Coding region: 61-1071 (336 amino acids)
Molecular function (GO): anthocyanidin reductase activity; oxidoreductase activity, acting on the CH-OH group of donors, NAD or NADP as acceptor
Source: RefSeq, a predicted model, not a curated record